Capronia coronata CBS 617.96 is the source of this 2028-nucleotide messenger RNA. RefSeq lists its product as uncharacterized. The record is from RefSeq and is a predicted model, not a curated record. Gene Ontology annotation, cellular component: nucleus. NCBI's taxonomy places the organism in Eukaryota, Fungi, Ascomycota, Eurotiomycetes, Chaetothyriales, Herpotrichiellaceae. Gene Ontology annotation, biological process: DNA-templated transcription. Gene Ontology annotation, molecular function: DNA binding; DNA-binding transcription factor activity, RNA polymerase II-specific; zinc ion binding. The transcript has a single exon. Bases 1 to 2028 code for a protein of 675 amino acids.
AUGGACUUACUAUCCGCCUCAGGCAGCUACGCCGUGUAUGGACAUUCUCCCGCUGAUACAGUUGAUCCUCGACCCGACCAGCCCACGCUGGGUCCUCGAGCUUACAAGUCGCGUCAGAACAGACCAUGCGACUUUUGCCGAGCUAGGAAGGCCGCUUGCAAAAUUGCCGUGGCACCCCCGUGUGCCUUGUGCCACUCCUACGGCAGGGAAUGCACCUUCGUUAGCGGCCCACAGAAGCGCAAGAGAAAUGCAUCUCAGGCAGUGUCUGGUGAUGGUCAAGAGCCACAGAGACGUCGAACCGACCAUGCAGACAGCGAGCUUAGACUCAACGGAGCAGGACGGCUAUCAACUUCAUCGUCGCCGCCGUCUAAUUCCAGCCCUCCAGCUUCUCGUUCCCCUGUGGAGGAUGUCCUUCUUGACGACGACAUAGGGGAGUUGAACACGUCCUCUCGCCAAGUGCCUGGAGCUGAAGAAGCUGCUCUUCUCCAAAACACGGAUCAGCCACAAGCUGGGAGAUCGGACCUCAGAGGACACAAUGUGAACAACAGCGUCCCACGUGUCGGGGAGUUCUCCCUGGCUGAACUGUCCACGAAAAAUGCUGCUUUGGUUGGAGAGACCGGUGAGGCUGAUCCGUAUCUCUGUCGUCGGUACCGCUAUGAGAAUGACGAAUGCGUCCUAUCCAAUAUAGUAUACAGGCGGAUUCCUCUGCCUCCGCCACCGUCCUUGACGGACGAUGCUGAGCUCGGUUUUGCUGAACGCCCUGUUAUAUUUAUGCUUCCUGACGACAACCUCGCGAAUACAGGGGAGCCUAGAUCGGACAACUCGGUACUGGAAGCGGCACAAACAGAGCUGAAAACUAUGGUUCCGACUGAUGUUGGGGUGCGGUUGCUGAAGCUGUUCUUUCGCUUCGUCUACCCAUACUUCCCCGUCCUGUCGCGGACACAAAUGCUGGCCCAUGAUAUCAGCACUGUGUUGUUGGACCUGCCCCUGUCUCUACAAGCGGGGAUUUACGCAACUUCUCUACCAUUUCUCCUAUACGACGACAUACUAGCCACAACUAUAAUCCACUCACCGCCGCCCGCAGCAAGGCUUUACCGUAUCUGUUGGCUUGCCAUCGUACAGGAAACCCAUACCCCGAAGCUCGCGACACUUCAGGCCUGUCUCUUAUUGCUUCAGCGGGCACCCAGCAACAAGUACAUCAUGGACACCCCGUUUCAGUGGAGUCUCACUGCCUGGACAGUCAGCCUUGCCUACCUUAUUGGUCUCGGCAAGUCUUCUGUCGGAUGGUUGGGAUUGCCAAAAUGGGAACGCCGGCUUCGAGGUCGGCUGUGGUGGGCAACAUAUGUUCUGGAUAAAUGGUCCUUCUUCGGAGCUGGAACGCCUAGUCAUAUUCGGAACGAUGAUUUUGACGUGGAGCUGCCGAUACUCGCACCCAAUGCUCCUUCGACUGUUGAAGGCUCUCCAUGCCCGUCGACUGCCCCCGUCGAUGACAAUGCUCACGAUCUCCUCGCGGUUCCUUCGCAUUUCUACCAUCUCGUUCAACUUACCACGAUACUUUCGGACACUUUUGAUACCUACUAUUCCAUUCGUGCCACUUCGUUGACCACGAACAAUUUCUCAUUGUCCGUCGAACUCGCGAAACCACUGCGCGUUCGCUUAAAGACCUGGAAAGAUUCGUUCACUGCGUCUAACAGCUCAGCGGAAAAUAGCAGUCCCCACUUGGAUACUGCCAUCUUCUCCACUAUCGCUCCCGACACCCUUGAUGGUAAUGCGUCAUUGGUUUUGGCAUAUAUCGUCACUGUGAUGGCACUCUACCGUGCUUUGCUACGAGCUGUUGAUAAUCUGGACUCUUCACUUGAAACUAGCGCAUAUCUACAUGCUGCUGCUCGCUCAGCAGUCCUGAAAGGCGCGAAGGAGUGUGGAAAGGAAGCUGUGGAGUUCGUCGAAGAUCUCAGCAGGGGAGAUGUUGGUGUGUGGGAUGCGUUCUGGCACAGCUGUGGGUUUUACACUGUUUGGAUUCAAUGUUGA